Molecule: messenger RNA, 2520 nt
Organism: Lagopus leucura (white-tailed ptarmigan)
Lineage: Eukaryota; Metazoa; Chordata; Aves; Galliformes; Phasianidae
Gene: TCEANC
Product: transcription elongation factor A N-terminal and central domain containing
Exons: 4
Coding region: 268-1380 (370 amino acids)
Biological process (GO): DNA-templated transcription
Cellular component (GO): nucleus
Source: RefSeq, a predicted model, not a curated record
CGCAGACGCGGCGGAACGCAGCGCUGCCCGGGAGGCGGGGAGGGCUGCGGCGCGUUGAGGCCCAGCGCGGAGCUCUACAAGAACAAUUAUUAUGCAUUUCAUAAAUUCAGAAAAAGAAUGUUAUUGCAUAUGCACCUUUUUCUUGAAUUUCUUCUGAGAACAAGGAAGACCACAGAACUCUGCUGACUGACUUUGCUGAGUGAGGAGGUCACCCAGUUCUCCUUGCUGUUUGUCAUACGAGCUGAGGGAAGCACUUCUUUGGAAGUGAUGUCUGGACAUAAAUAUUUAAAAAUGUCUGACCAGAAAAAUAUUAUAUACAGAAUUCACUGUAUUGAAAAGUUACUCUCUGAGAACAAUUUCCAAGAUAUUGAGGAUCAUCUUAGAGAGCUUGAAGAUGUCAGUAUGACUGUAGAAUAUCUUCAGGAGACUGAAGUUGUCAAGAUUGUAUACAGAGUACUCAAGAGCUGCCCUUCAGCAGAGCUGAAAAAGAAAGCAAAGCAACUGUUAUCAAGGUGGAAAGCACUUUACAAGAACAACCGUCUUCAGUCAGUGCAAGGCAAGAAGUCAGUUUCUGUGUGUGUGGGUGAGGAAUCUGAACAUCUUGGGAUUCCUGGAGAACAGUUGCUGUCUGAAGGCCCUUGUCAGCAGGUGGUAUUAGCUGCUGCCCCUUCUAAAAUGUUGGUCCCACCACAAACCAUUAAAAAAGUGGUAAGUAACAAUGCAGAGGGCAGCAUAGAUCAGCUUUCCCCUUUUGAGGAAGGACGCAUCGAUAAUGAAGGUUCUAAACCUCUUGUUAAUGAAGCAGGGUUGCAGCAGGAUCACAUGAGAGCUCUGAGGUGUAAAUGCACAGAUCUUCUUUAUAAAGCUUUGACUGGUUCUGCCAAAGACUGCCAAGACAAAGAAGAAACUGAUAAAUGGCUAGAGCUGUCUAAAGAAAUUGAAGAACACGUUUUUGCUCUUCAUUCUAAAAAUGACAAAAAGUAUAAAAAUUGCAUCAGAAGUAAAAUCUCUAACCUGAAGAACCCUAAAAGUUGCAACUUAAAACAUAACCUUUUUUCAGGGACUUUGAGUCCAAAGGCUUUUGCUGAGAUGACAGUGAUGGAAAUGGCCGGUGAUGAACUGAAACAGCUCAGGGCCCUGUACACAGAGUCCUCCAUUCAAGAACAUCAGCUUCCACAAGUUAUUAAUGGCACACAGACAAGCAAAAUAAAGUGUAGGCGCUGUGAAAAAUUUGAUUGCACUGUCACUAUGAUUGCCAGAGGAACUCUCUUUCUUCCAGGCUGGGUGCGAAACACAAAUCCAGAUGAACAAAUGUUGACCUUUGUUAUUUGUAAUGAAUGUGGAGAACAAUGGUAUCACAGCAGAUGGAUUUGUUUGUAAUACUCACUCACUUUAAGAAGUCACUCAAAAGCACAGAUAAGAGAAGAUGUCUCUUGAAACCGUGUAGUGUAAAAGUGGAUAUUGACACUAUGUAGACACAAAAAUUGCAAAAGCACUUUUAAAAGUUGCUAAGUUAUUUUUGAAGAUCUACUGAAAUUUGUUUGGCUGAGGUUUUUUUGUUUGUUUUUUAAGUGGUAUGGCUAUGUGUUAAAACAACAACAACAACAAAAAAAUAAAGGGUCCUAUUUAGCAAACUUAAUUUUCUUGUAUGACAAGAACACCCAUCUAAUUGAUGAAGGGAAGCCAUCUGAUGACAUCUUUUUCAUUUUCAUUGAAGCUUUCAAUACUGUUUCUGACACAAUGCUUCUGAACAAAAUGCCCAGCCUACAGUUAACCAAAAAACAUAAAGUGAUGUGUGAGCAGUUGGCUGAUGGGAUUGGUCCAAAGGGUUAUAGUAAAUUGAGUUACAUCAGGAUGGUAGCUGCUCACUAGUGCAGUUCCCCAGAGCUCCAUUUUAAAUCCAGUUCUCUUCAAUGUUCUCAUAAAUUACUUGUAUGUAGGAGGUGUUUUGAGCAAGUCUGCUGAUGAUUCUAAAUUCGGAAGAGCUACUGACUCCGUUGAGGGUGAAGAGGCCUUGCAGAGAGAUCUUGACAAAUUAGAGGACUGGGCAAUCACCAACAAGAGCAAGUGCUGGAUUCUGCACCUGGGAAAGCUUCUGCACCUGGGAAAGUCUAGACUGCUGAACUAGAGGCUGGAAAGCAGCCCCAUGGAAAGGGAUCUGGAAGGUUCAGGUUUAUGGCAAGUUGAACAUGAGCCAGCAGUGUGCCCUGGCAGCCCAAAGGGCCAACCAUACCCUGGGGUGCACCGGGCCUGGUACUGCUGGGCAAGGGGAGGGGUUGUUCCGCUCUGCUCUGGGCUGUGCAGCCUCCCCUGCACUGGGUGCAGGGUGCUACAAUGGGUGCUACAAUGUAAGAAGGACAUGAAACUAUAAGAGAGCGUCCAAAGGAAGGCAAUGAAGCUGGUAUAAAGUCUGGAGGGUAAGUUGUAUGAGAAGCGACUGAGGUCUCUUGGUUGGCUCAGUGCAGAGCAGAGGAGCUGAGGGGGGACCUGACAGUGGCUGCAGCUCCUCGCAGGGAGCGG